Loxodonta africana (African savanna elephant) is the source of this 9331-nucleotide messenger RNA. RefSeq lists its product as uncharacterized. NCBI's taxonomy places the organism in Eukaryota, Metazoa, Chordata, Mammalia, Proboscidea, Elephantidae. Gene Ontology annotation, biological process: regulation of DNA-templated transcription. The record is from RefSeq and is a predicted model, not a curated record.
CAGUUAUAGUCAUUUAUCAUUUUCACGCGUCUACAAAAUCUUGAACCUAGUUUCUCCCUCACUCUUUUACUCCAAACCCCAGCUACACCCACGGUUACACACACCCGCACACCUGCUUCCUGUAAACCUGCCUGCCUGCCCCCUCAUCCUCCUCAGCAACCCAUCCCCAGAUGUGUACACAGAAGUCAGAAGCUCAAAAUAACAGUCGCUAGGCAUUUACGGAGACUCCUCCCUUUUAGCUUCCAGUCCCUUCGCGGUUCAGUGAUCAAAGCGCUUGGCUGCUAACCAAAAGCUCCGCAGUUAGAACCCGAAAGCCGCUCUGUGGGAGAAACUGUGGCAGUCUGCUUCCUUAAGAGAUUUACAGUCUUGGAGACCCUAUGGGGCAGUCCUACUCUGUCCUACAGAGUCACUACGAGUCGGGUUCACUCCGCGACAGUGGGUUUGGUUUUGGUUAGUCCUGCCGCACGCUUAGCGAUCUUUGCCCUUCGACCUCCUCAAUGUGGUCAGAGGUUUCUGGUCUCCUCCCCUUCGCUCUCCUCAUCUGGUUUACGGUCUGAGAAGCCCCAAUCCCACAUCCCUGUGAGCUUGAGGUACCUGAAGCCAAAAAAAAAAAAAAACUGCCAUGACUCAUAGUGAUCUUAUUAUGACAGAGUAGGGCCGCCCCAUAAGGCUUCCAAGGCUGUAAACCUUCACGGAAGCAAACUGCCACAUCGGCCCAUGGAGCAGCUGGUAGGUUCCAAAAAUCGAUCUUCCCUUUAGCAGCAGAGCACUUUUACCACUGAGCCACGAAGGCUUCUAGCCGAAACCAAACUCACCCAGAAACAAAGGCCAAAAUGGCGGCCCAGGCCGUCUGCGCCUGCGCAAUCCUCGGCGCUCUAGCACUCCCGUGACUCUCCGGGGUGUGGCCAGGCUCAGGUUCAGCUUUGCGAGGAUUCCAGGGAGCUUUCCAACGGUCCAUCCGCAGCUUAGCCUGCGCCGAACUACACUUCCCAGAAGGUCCAGCGUUGCGAAUUCUCUACUCAAACAAACUUGCCCUCCUCUUCCCAACCUGUCCAGCUCUUAGGUAUCGUAGGCCGGGUUCGGGAAGGAAGCCCAGCUCAAAUGCUCCGGACUGGCCUUAUUUAGGAAUCACGGCCCGAGGUUCAGUCGGGACUUUGUGAGGUUUCCGGGGCGCAAUUUGAUGAGGUGGUGCAAUCCUCGCGGAGCCGCAGCUAAGCGCUGAAAGGAAUCCUAACGACCGACAUCGAAGUUCUUCGCCGCCGGUACGUCUCUAACUACGUUUCCGAGAGGACUCCGCGGCAUGACCGUGCUUCUCGCGGGAAUUCAGCCUCAAAGUCACGCUCUGGCGGGACCCUCAGGGCUGCACCGGCCACUGCUCCAGUGCUGUGGGGGUCUCUGCUACUUCGGAAGCUUGAAAGGCUUGAGAUCUGCCAUUUUCCAAAAGAGGUGCCCAGAAGAAGGGUUCUUUUUAGUAAAUAUCAAAGCCAUGGCUCAGGAGUCAGUGAUGUUCAGUGAUGUAUCCGUAGACUUCUCUCAGGAAGAGUGGGAAUGCCUGAAUGAGGACCAGAGAGACUUGUACAGAGAUGUGAUGCUGGAGAAUUACAAUAACCUGGUUUCAAUGGCAGGAUGUUCUCUUUCCAAACCAGAUGUUAUCUCCUUCUUGGAGCAAGGGAAGGAGCCCUGGGUGGUUGACAGAGAGCUGACAAGGGCCCACUGGCCAGUCCUGGAAUCAAGAUGUGAGACCAAGAAAUUAUAUCUGAAGAAGGAAAGUUAUAAAAUAGAACCAUCCCAGUGGGAGAUAAUGGAAAGACUUACAACACAUCAUCUUCGGUGCUCUAGCUUCAGAGGUGAUUGGGAAUGCAACGGCCAGUUUGAGAAACAGCUUGGCUCUCCGGACGGGCACUUCAGUCAGCUGGUAUUUACUCGUGAAGACAUGCCCACUUACCAUCAGCAUCCAUCCUUUACGUUACAGCAAAUCAUUAGCAGCAAAGAAAGAUACCGUGAGACCAAGGAAUUUGGGAAAGCCUUCCGACGUGGCCCCCAACUGACUACACAUCGGAUAAUUCAUACCAUUGAGAAACCCUAUGAAUGUAAGGAAUGUGGAAAGGCCUUUAGACAUCUCUCGAGACUCACUCAUCAUCAGAAAAUACAUACUGGCAAGAAACCCUUCGAAUGUACAGAAUGUGGAAAAACCUUUAUUUGUGGCUCAGACCUUACUCGCCAUCACAGAAUUCACACUGGUGAGAAACCCUAUGAAUGUAAGGAAUGUGGAAAGGCCUUUAGUAGUGGCUCAAACUUCACCCGACAUCAGAGAAUUCACACUGGUGAGAAGCCGUAUGAAUGUAAAGAAUGUGGGAAAGCCUUUAGUAGUGGUUCAAACUUUACUCAGCAUCAGAGAAUUCAUACUGGUGAGAAACCCUAUGAAUGUAAGGAAUGUGGCAAUGCCUUUAGUCAGAGCUCACAACUUAUUAAACAUCAGAGAAUCCACACAGGUGAGAAACCAUAUGAAUGUAAGGAAUGUGAAAAGGCUUUUCGUUCUGGUUCAGACCUGACUCGACAUCAAAGAAUUCAUACUGGUGAGAAACCCUAUGAAUGUAAGAUAUGUGGGAAGGCAUAUUCUCAGAGUUCACAACUUAUUAGUCAUCACAGAAUUCAUACUGGUGAGAAACCCUAUGGAUAUCAGGAAUGUGGAAAGACUUUUAACUAUGGCUCACAACUUAUUCAACAUCAAAUUUAUACUGGUGAUAAACUGCCCCACAGCGUCACAUUCACGUACCUCCCGCUUUACGACCCUGUCGUACGUCCAGCUCCCGCUCAAGACCCUGUGACUGUUUCCUCAGAAAACCCCACCCCCGCCGGUGCCCAGCGCGACCUCCCGCCCGCACUCUCGGCGGCUCUGAGACUCCGUUCCCUGGAGACCGUCGCGCCUGCGCACUCAGCGCGCUCGGCCGGCGCUCCCCGCAUGCCCCGCGCGCUGGCCGUUAGGCCCGGGGAGCGUUGUGCUCACUUAUGUUGGCCGUCGUGCCCUCGGCUCCGCUGCCUGUCACCACGUGCCGGGUUCGGGGCCCCAGGUGAGCAGUCCUGGCUGGCAACGUUAGUCCGGGCCAUCGGCAUGGAGGACGCUGCGGUCCCGGGGAUGAGAAGGGAGGGCGGUCGUUGCGGCACCCUGGGUUCCCGGCUCACUGUGUUACGGGCACUUGGCUUCAGGCACCCUGGGUUCCCAGCUCACUGUGUUACGGGCACUUGGCUUCAGGCACCCUGGUUUCCCGGCUCACUGUGUUACGGGCACUCGCCUUCAGGCACUCUGGUUUCCUGGCUCACUGUACUAUGGGCACUGGGCUUCAGGCACACUGGUUUCCUGGCUCACUGUACUAUGGGCACUCGGCUUCAGGCACGCUGGUUUCCUGGCUCACUCUGUUACGGGCACUGGGCUUCAGGCACGCUGGUUUCCCGGCUCACUGUGUUACGGGCACUGGGCUUCAGGCACACUGGUUUCCUGGCUCACUGUGCUAUGGGCACUCGGCUUCAGGCACACUGGUUUCCCGGCUCACUGUACUAUGUUCACUCGGCUUCAGGCACACUGGUUUCCCAGCUCACUGUGCUAUGGGCACUUGGCUUCAGGCACCUUGGUUUCCGGGCUCACUGUGUUAUGGGCACUGGGCUUCAGGCACCCUGGGUUCCGGGCUCACUGUGCUAUGGGCACUCGGCUUCAGGCACGCUGGUUUCCCAGCUCACUGUGUUACGGGCACUCGGCUUCAGGCACGCUGGGUUCCUAGCUCACUGUGUUACGGGCACCUGGCUUCAGGCACCCUGGGUUCCCAGCUCACUGUGUUACGGGCACUCGGCUUCAGGCACCCUCGUUUCCUGGCUCACUGUGUAUGGGCACUUGGCUUCAGGCACACUGGUUUCCCAGCUCACUGUGUUAUGGGCACUCGUCUUCAGGCACACUGGUUUCCUAGCUCACUGUUAUGGGCGCUCGGCUUCAGUCACACUGGGAUCAGUGGUGUUCAGUGACGUUUCCAUAGUCUUCUCUCGGGAGGAGUGGGCAUACCUGGACUUGGAACAGAAGGACUUGUACAGAGAUGUGAUGUUGGAAAACUACAGCAACCUGGUCUCACUGGCAGGAUGUUUUGUUUCUAAACCAGAUGUGAUUUCCUUACUGGAGCAAGGAAGAGAACCCUGGGAGGUUGUCAGGAAAGGAAGAAGACGAAACCCAGAUUUGGAGACCAGAUAUGACACCAAGAAGUUAUUUUCAGAAAAUGGUAUUUAUAAAAUAAAUUUAUCACAGUGGAAAAUAAUGGAGAGAAUGAAGAACCAUGGCCUUAAGGGCCUUGUUUUAAAAAAUGAUUGGGAAUAUAAAUGCACAUUUGAAGGACAAGAGAGACCUCAAGAAGGAUACUUCAGUCAAGUGACCAUCACCCCUGGAAAAGUGUCCUCUAACCAGAGACACGCAUCUCUUACUCCACGUCAGAGAAUUCAAUUUAUUGAGAAACCCUAUGAAUGUAAGGAAUGUGGGAAGGCCUUUAGAGUGCGCCAACAACUUACUUUUCAUCACAGAAUUCAUACUGGCGAAAAACCCUAUGCAUGUAAGGAAUGUGGGAUGGUCUUCAGGCAGACUGCACACCUUACUCGACAUCAGAGACUUCAUUCUGGUGAGAAACUCUAUAAAUGUAAAGAGUGUGGAGAAGCUUUCAUGUGUGGCCCGGACCUUCGAGUACAUCAGAAAAUUCAUAUUGGUGAGAAGCCCUAUGAAUGUAAAGAAUGUGGGAAGGCCUUUAGAGUGCGAGGACAGCUUACCCUGCAUCAGAGGAUUCACACUGGUGAGAAACCCUACGUAUGUAAAGAAUGUGGGAAAGCCUUUAGACAAUAUGCACACCUUACUCGACAUCAGAAACUUAAUAUUGCUGACAAACUCUAUGAAUGUAAAGAAUGUGGGGAAGCCUUUUUGUGUGGCUCAGGCCUUAGAGUACAUCACAAAAUUCAUACUGGUGAGAAACCCUAUGAAUGUCAGGAAUGUGGGAAGGCCUUCAGAGUUCGACAACAACUAACUCUCCAUCAGAGAAUUCAUACUGGUGAGAAACCCUAUGAAUGUAAAGAGUGUGGAAAGACCUUUAGUCGUGGUUAUCAUCUGAUUCUUCAUCACAGAAUUCAUACUGGUGAGAAACCUUAUGAAUGUAAGGAAUGUUGGAAGGCCUUUAGUCGUUACUCACAACUCAUUUCACAUCAGAGCAUUCAUAUUGGUGUUAAGCCCUAUGACUGUAAGGAAUGUGGGAAGGCCUUUAGACUACUCUCACAACUUACACAACAUCAGAGUAUUCAUAUUGGUGAGAAGCCCUAUAAAUGUAAGGAGUGUGGGAAAGCCUUUAGAUUGCGCCAAAAACUGACUUUACAUCAGAGCAUUCAUACUGGUGAGAAACCCUUUGAAUGUAAGGAAUGUAGGAAGGCCUUUAGACUUAAUUCAUCCCUUAUUCAACAUCUGAGAAUUCAUUCUGGUGAGAAACCUUAUGAAUGUAAGGAAUGUAAGAAGGCCUUUAGACAACAUUCACAUCUUACCCAUCACCUGAAAAUUCAUAAUGUAAAAAUAUAAGAAUUGUAAUUAAGUCUCUUGGUAAAGUACAGGGUCAGCAGAAAAGAGGAAGACCCUCAAUGAGAUGGACUGACACAGUGGCUGCAACAAUGGGCCCAAGCAUAACAACGAUUGUAAGGAUGGCUGAGGACCGGGCAGUGUUUCAUUCUGUGAUACGUAGGGUCGCUGUGAGUCAGAAUCGACUCAGUGGGACCUGACAGCCACAACAACAAUUAAGUCUCUAAAUCUAAUUACCAGUUUAUAGGAAACUUGGGCAAUAAAGGAAUAAACUAAUGACUGAAGGAAGCAAGCAACCUUAUGUAGAAUAUGGGAUAUUCUGCAGAACAGAUGUCCUGGUUUCUUAACCAGUACGUGUCAUGGGAAAAUGAAAAAGAGGAAUUUGUUACAAAAUAAGGGGCUGAAGUGACAUAUCAAUCAAAUACAGUAUAUGGAAUCCAUUGGAUCUUGAUUUGAAUGAAUAAAUUAAAAUUGGGGGGGGACUUGAAAUGUACAUGUGGACUGUAUUAACUGAUCAACAGUUUUCAUUUUGUUAGGCAUGAUGACAUCAUGCCCACGUGUGUGUGUGUGUGUGUGUGUGUGUGUGUAAUCCUUGUAUGGUAAUUAUUGAAGGGUGAGAUUAUGUCUUGUCUGAUUUGCUUUGAAAUACUUCAGAAAAAAAAAAGAAAGGAUUGGCGAAACAAGAUUUGCCAAAUGUUGGUAAGUGUUGAAAUUGGAUAAUGGGUACACAGGGUUCGUUGGUGCUGUUUUUACUGCCUUUACAUGUAUUUGAAAAUUUCCCUAAUAAAGUUUCCUUUAAAGGUAGAAAAUCAAAUCUGAGAUUUUAGACUACUCAGAGAUGAAUGAUAGUUUGGUGCCUACAAAUAAAGAUUUGUGGGAUGUUGCCGUAGCUCUACUUGAUAGAAGUCUCCAAACGUAACACAUUCUGAGAAGCUGGAUUGAGGAGCCAGUCUUGGCCUUGUUUACCACUCUGUCCCCACACCUGAUACGAUACUUGUCGCAUAACGGUAAGUGUGUUAAGCCAGAAAAGUAAUUUAAGAGAAAAACCUAAGCUGAGUAGCAGAAAGUGAUUCAUAUAAUAGAAGUAGAAAUUCAUGAAAUAAUAAAAUAGACUUUUUCCAAGGAUGUUUUCUUUGAAAAGACCAUUAAUACAGAAUUGGCAGCCCCUAUUAAGAGGAAAACUGUUGACUCAAUUGCAGCUUUAUGCAUGGGAAAGUGAAAUAGUUACAUAUAUCGAGAUAUUUCUAAAUUAUAAGGUGGUACUAUAUACAUGUAUUCUUAUAAUGUACAAAAAUAGAAUAAAUUAGAGGAACUUAAAUGAUCACAACCGACUCAAGAUACUACCAAAAAUCCAAAAAGACCUAUAAAAAACAAAGGAAAAAUGUUAAUGUAGUUAUUAAAAACAAAACCCUAGAAUCUGAUUGUUUUGCAGGCAGUAAAAUAUUUUAAAGAAUAGAUAACCUCUAACGAGGAUGAGUCCCCGAAGAAGGACAUCGUGCUUGGUUAAGUAGAGGGUCAGCAAAAAAGAGGAAGACCCUCAACAAGGUGAAUUGACAUGGCGGCUGCAACAAUGGGCUCAAGCGUAGCAACAAUUGUGAGGAUGGUGCAGGACCAGGCAGUUUCGUUCUGUUGUGCACAGGGUCACUAUGAGUUGGAACUGACCUAGUGGGACCUAACAACAAACUUCUGCCGUAUCACUCUGGCAAAUAUCCCAUUAAUAAAAUUAGAUGAGGAUACCAAAAAGAGCCAAACCCAUUGCCAUUGAGUCAAUUCCAACUCGUAGUGACCGUAUAGGACAGAACAUAACUGCCUUGUAGGAUUUCUACGGAGCAGCUGGUAGAUUCAAGCUGACAUUUUGGUUAGUAGCCAAGCUCUUAAGCACUACGCCUCCAGGGCUUCUAGGUGAGGAUAGUCCCUAAAAAGCAAAAUCUGGACCAAUUUCACUUAGAUAAUAUAAAAAUUCCAAAUAAAGUGUCAGUAAAUUGAGCUCAGUCAUCUAUUAAGAGAAUUGUAGAACGGAAAGUGAGUACCCAGAUCCUGACCUGUUGUGAUUUAAUUGCGUAUCCAGAUUUUAGGUAUUCUAAUUUGAACGAUGUAAUGGUCAUGGAAGAAAUGUAACGAUGUGACAUGACCCAUCCCCAGUAUCUUGUAGAUUGUUUCUGGUUGUUUAGCUUUGCCUAGCUUUACAAAAUAAUGAAUACAUAUGCAAAAUAGGAAGUCAACACUUAAAAAUUAUUGCCUUCCACAAAAAUGAGUAUUGCCACAAUUCAUUUUGAACCAAACUUUUGUAAUGUCAUUGUAGUUCUAUACAAGUCAACAACUUCAGACAAAAAUAUCUUUAAACAUAAUGAUUUUCCUCGUUUCCAAAGAGCUUCAGAUAUAACACAUAAGAAUCUUGAGACAUGGUACCACAUAGGUUAUAUCAAUAUAUUAAGCUUAACAUUUGGUAAUAAAAACUAUGGGUAAACAAUGUGAAUCUUUUACUUAAAACCAUUGGCUUUAAUGAUGCUAGAUUUAAAGGAAAGUAACUAAAUAAAAUUAUGACAAUAUGUGCUUGUUUCAUAAAACAAAAACAACCUUUUGUGGCUUUCUACUUUCAAAGUUGUCAGGAGUUUAUUAUAGAUUACUGAGAAGUAAUACUUUGGUUAUUUAAAGAAAAGGUUUUUGUUUUUUGUUUUUAACUAUGCAGCUUUGUUUUUGAUUCAGGAAUUUAUGUUGUUGAACCUUUGCCUUCAAGGCAGAUUGCAUAAAGAAUAAAAUCAAUUUUUUAACCUAGCAAUUAAGGAAAAUUUUGUUACCUUAAACAGUGAGAGAUCCAACUCUUCGUUUUAUAUGCUAUUUGAUAUUAAGCUCUUAAAAAUUCUUACGAAUUAACUCAUUAAACCUUCAGUUGCAAUAAGCCAGAACCUUGAUUAUAUUAAACAAAAAUCUUUAAUAAACUUUCAAAUUUCUUGCCUUUGUUAUAUAUAUAGUGUAACCUUUUAAGUGACAUAAAAUGAACAUAUCAUCAGAUCUAAAUAUACAAGCAUACCUCAUUUUAUAGUGCUUUGCUUUAUUGUGCUUCCCAGAUACUAGGUUUUUUACAAAUUGGAGGUUUGUGGCAACCCUGCCUCGAGCAAGUCUUUCGGCACCAUUUUUCCAACAGCACAUGCUCACUUUGUGUCUCUGUCACAUUUAGGUAAUUCUUGGAAUAUUUAAAUUUUUUUCAUUAUUUUUUUAUGGUGAUCUCUAAUCAGUGAUCUUUGAUGUUACUAUUGUAAUUGUUUGGGGGCUCCACGAACCACACCCAUAUAAAACAGCAAACUUAACUGAUAAAUGUGUGUGUUCUGACUGCUCCACUGACCAGCCAUUCCCUCUCUCCCUCUGUGCGGGCCUAUUUUUUUUUUUUAAUUAUGACACAACAUAAUUCCUUGAGACACAAUUUUUUUCCCUUUUUAUUGUACUUUAUAUGAAGGUUUACAGAACAAACUGGCUUCUCAUUAAAUGGUUAGUACACAUAAUUGUUUUAUGACAUUGGUUAACAACCCCACGAAAUGUCAACAUUCUCCCUUCUCUACCUUGGCUCCCGAUUACCGGCUUUCCUGUCCCCUCCUACCUUCUAGUUCUUGCCCCCAGGUUAUUGUGCCCCCUUAGCCUUGCUUUGUUUUAUGGGCCUGUCUAAUUUUUGGCUGAAGGGUGAACCUUGGGGGUGACUACAUUACUUAGCUGAAGGGGUGUCUGGAGGCCAUACUCUUGAGGUUUCUCCAG